AUGUCGGAAUCAACUUGGGAAAAGACCAAGCGCUUUUCUAAGAAAGGCUUUGAUAAAACAUGGGCCCAAGUCGAUAAACUCGGCGCUCCCGUCAAUCGCCUUUCUAACAAACUAGGCGCGGAAGCAUUUUGGCCCAUGACCCUUGAUAAGGAAAGCGACAAAGCUGCACGAAUUUUGCGCAGUUUUUGCAAAGAUGGGUUCUAUGCGCCUGAAACCGAAGAAGGUGUCGAUGAGAAUGGCAAGAUUAAUCGCCCCAAGGGAAAGCAGAGAGUCAUUAAGAAGAUUCCCGCGCAAGUUUUGAAGAAUGCCAAGGGUAUCGCUAUUUUCACCACCAUGCGUACUGGUCUUUGGAUCAGUGGUUCCGGAGGUAGCGGAGUCUUGCUGGGCCGAGUACCCGAGACUGGCGAAUGGAGUCCACCAUCUGGUAUUAUGCUCCACACUGCUGGUAUUGGAUUCCUUGCUGGUGUGGAUAUCUACGAUUGUGUCGUUAUUAUCAAUACACUUGAGGCACUUGAGGCAUUCAAGAAACUGCGCUGUACCCUCGGUGGAGAGGUCAGUGUUGCCGCCGGCCCCGUUGGUAUGGGUGGUGUGCUUGACUCCGAAGUGCAUAAGCGACAAGCCCCGAUCUGGACCUACAUGAAGAGCAAAGGACUAUAUGCUGGCGUUGCAGUCGACGGCACCAUUAUCAUCGAGCGAUCUGACGAGAAUGAGCGUUUCUACGGUGAGCGAAUCUCCGUCACCGAUAUCUUGAACGGCAAAGCGCGGCAUCCCCGGAAUCUAUCAGCACACUUCUGCAAACCAUCAAAGCAGCCCAAGGAGACAGGGAUGCAGACGAGACCUUACCAAGAAGACCAUGGCUUUGGCGUCCCUGCGGCUGAGGACCCGGACCCAUACGGAGUGAAAGCGUUAGAAGCCGAGGGCAUGUUCAUCCGGGAGGCCGGCACUAAGUCUUUGAGUUCCGGCCAAACCCUGGUAGCCCGGUAUAUUCCACAUUCCUCUCGGCGCAGCUUUGAGAGCUCGCCGCGGAAUAGCUGGCGGGCCAGUGUGCAAAGUUAUACCAGCGUGAAUCGUGGUACUCAAACUGAUGAUCCCCCGCUAACCGCCGCAACAUCAGUAAGCCGAGCAUCCUCGCGGAGCGCGAAGGAAUCGCCAGAUGUGCCUAGCUCGAACCCGUGGAACGAGUCUCAAUGGGAUACAGUGCCUGUGAAUGGUGUCGAGGAGAAAGAGGAGGAUAAGGAUUUGGAAGAUGCCAAGAGAGUGAUUGAACGUGCCGAGAUUCAGAAUGAGAAUGAUGAAAACCACCCUAUUGAUUAUGAGGAUUUUGAGGUCCAUGAAGUGAGCAAUGCGAAGAUGGCUAAGCAGGAGCGUGCCGUCGAGUCCCCGGUAGAGGAGCGUCCUACUACUGCAGACUCUUCGUCUCGCUCUUCUCCUACCUUUACUCGCGCUCGCCUGGUGACUAUCAAUAAGCGACCUACACCACCAUCCUUGCCCCCUCGUCAUCCUAACCACACCUGGGGCUCGGGCUCUAGCCGCGAAUCUACUUCUCCUACUGCGCUUUCGCACUCCAGCCGCAGCACCGAGCCAACAGAAGCUGCGGGUGACUCUGUUGAUCUCACAGAGGGAACUAGCGAGGCUGCAGCUCUGCCUUCGAAUAUCAAGAAGUUCCAGGCGAACACUGUUUUGCCUGCUGUCGUUGAUGAAGAUGAUUUCGAUGAGGAGGAUCUUGUGGAGUCAGAGACCGAGAUACGUACUGAGAAGGACGAUGAGUUCCACUCUGUCAACAGUGACGCCGAGGAAAAUUCAGAGGAAAAGUCAGAGGAGGACAAUACCUUCCAGGAUUUGAACUUGACAGGCGACGUUCAUGCAAUGGACAUCGAGAACCUCGAGAAACAAGACCUGGAGCCCAUCUCCCCUAAGUCCAUUGACGAACCCCAGGCGGAAGCGGAACCCGAAGCUGAGGCCGAGACUGAACCCAAGCUCACCAGUGACACCGAAAAACUUCAUAUUGAGGAUCUGGAAGCCGCAGCUGAGAAGCCUAUCGAACCCAAGUCCGAGGAGUUUGAUAACAACAGGACCAUGACGGAAGAUCAGAGCCACGAUAUUGUGAACCUGCAUGCUCUGAACGCCCAAGCUGCUUAG
This is a messenger RNA of Penicillium malachiteum, 2139 nucleotides long. RefSeq lists its product as uncharacterized. The record is from RefSeq and is a predicted model, not a curated record. NCBI's taxonomy places the organism in Eukaryota, Fungi, Ascomycota, Eurotiomycetes, Eurotiales, Aspergillaceae. The transcript is spliced from 3 exons. Gene Ontology annotation, molecular function: phosphatidylinositol binding. Bases 1 to 2139 code for a protein of 712 amino acids.